Molecule: messenger RNA, 3780 nt
Organism: Apodemus sylvaticus (European woodmouse)
Lineage: Eukaryota; Metazoa; Chordata; Mammalia; Rodentia; Muridae
Gene: Asic4
Product: acid sensing ion channel subunit family member 4
Exons: 12
Coding region: 1466-3085 (539 amino acids)
Biological process (GO): sodium ion transmembrane transport
Cellular component (GO): membrane
Molecular function (GO): ligand-gated sodium channel activity
Source: RefSeq, a predicted model, not a curated record
CAGCUGGCCACCGGGCAAUGGUGGGAGUCUGCAUGUGACAAACUGCUGCUUCAUUCCAAUGCCCUGGAGUUCCCCCACAGACCCCACCCCCACCUCCAGUACAGAGUCACCACCCAACGUCUUUCCUUUUAGAGGUGGAGGAGUCCCUGCUGACCUGAAAGGGGGUGUGUGUGACAUGAUGGAGGCCAGCAUGCGGUGGAGAAAGCUCGACCCUGAGCGCUCCACAGUUAGCACGGGAUUCAGACAGGACCUCAGGGCAGUGCUGCUGGUUCCGCGGCUUGGAUCGAUGGAGCCGCCUCCCCCUCCCCCUCAGCUUCCUCUCCCUGCUGCUCAUUAGCGCCCCGAUUAAUCAGCCCCCCUCGCCUCCCAGGACAAGUGCUUCCUCUCCCCCAUGAGAACUCACACUUUUAAACACCCCCCUGGGGGACACAAGUAGACCAUUCUUGGUACCCCCAAGGGGGAGGUACCCACAUACCCCCUCCCGGUGAGCCAAGAGGGGCUUCCACCUCCUCUCGUGAGGGUAACCCAUGUGUCUGAUUUCCCCUCCAAGAGAGCAGCCUACAGGGCAACCCUGCCUAGCUCGGCCAGAGGACAGGACAUUCUGGGCACUGAUUUCCUUAGCAUAGCAUUUCCAUGGAAGCCCCCACCACCACCACCACACACACACACACACACACACACACACACACACACGCUAGCUCUAAUACCUCCCCCUGGGCGCACCAUUUCCUUCUCCCCUGCCCCUGAGCUCUUUGCUCCCUGGCCAGGCUCAGCUCCCCUCCUCUUCCCCAAGCCUGGUGAUAACAAGGGCUUUGGAGACUAAAGGACUAGUAAAGUGGUUACAGACCAGCAAGCCAGCCGGGGUGGCCUCUGCUUCAGUGUAGGAAGGACUGGACCUGGGAUUGGGGCAAAGUCAGAAAAAAAGGGACCAGCAUUCCUCCUGGAGGGGACAGGGGUGUGGUAGAUGUUGAAACCAGUAGCAAGGCUCUAGGGAAGGGGAGUCUGAGUGAAGAAGCCACAGUUGUCUUCAUCUCUCUUGCCUGCCCUCCCCUUUCUUCCCUCCCUCAUUCAAACAAGUGGCUCUCACAAGGAGUUGCUUGAAGCUGCUUUGAGUGGCCCAGUGAGAUCCGCUGAAGGCUGGAGUCAGGAGUCAAGGGACACACGCAGGGGCUGACAGCUGUGCGGGUGCUGAUAAGGGAAGCCACAAGGAGACGAUCGAGGAGAGAGACAAGCGGCAGCAGAAACAGCAGCGGCAGAGGCAGCAGCGCCGGGGCUGCGGAGCUUCUGGGAGUGGGAGUGACGCCCCCACCUCGGGCCCCCACCCUGUCCCUAUCCUCCUCCUGGUUGCCCUGAGUUUAGAAGAGCAGCCGCUGCCGCCGCCACCACUCCGAAGGGGCACCAGGGCUGCUGUCCAGGGAGGGACAGUAGCAGUGAGGCUCUGGCCAGUCCCAGCAGCCGGGGACAGAUGCCGAUCGAGAUUGUGUGCAAAAUCAAAUUUGCUGAGGAGGAUGCAAAACCCAAGGAGAAGGAGGCAGGGGAUGAGCAGAGCCUCCUGGGGGCUGCUCAGGGGCCAGCAGCCCCUCGGGACCUGGCCACCUUUGCCAGCACCAGUACUCUGCAUGGGCUGGGCCGGGCCUGUGGCCCUGGCCCCCAUGGACUGCGCAGAACCCUGUGGGCACUGGCCCUACUCACCUCCCUGGCUGCCUUCCUGUACCAGGCAGCCAGCCUGGCCAGGGGCUACCUGACCCGGCCUCACCUGGUAGCUAUGGACCCUGCUGCCCCAGCCCCAGUGGCGGGCUUUCCGGCUGUCACCCUCUGCAACAUCAACCGCUUCCGGCACUCGGCACUCAGCGACGCUGAUAUCUUCCACCUGGCCAAUCUGACAGGCCUGCCCCCCAAAGACCGGGAUGGGCACCGUGCAGCCGGCCUUCGCUACCCUGAGCCUGACAUGGUAGACAUCCUCAACCGCACUGGCCACCAGCUUGCCGACAUGCUCAAAAGCUGCAACUUCAGUGGGCACCGCUGCUCCGCCAGCAACUUCUCUGUGGUCUAUACUCGCUAUGGGAAGUGUUACACCUUUAAUGCGGAUCCCCAGAGUUCACUGCCCAGUAGGGCAGGCGGCAUGGGUAGUGGCCUGGAGAUCAUGCUAGACAUCCAGCAGGAGGAAUAUCUGCCCAUAUGGAGAGAGACAAAUGAGACAUCCUUCGAGGCAGGGAUCCGGGUGCAGAUCCACAGCCAGGAGGAGCCUCCCUACAUCCACCAGCUGGGGUUCGGCGUGUCCCCGGGCUUCCAGACUUUUGUGUCCUGCCAGGAACAGCGGCUAACUUAUCUGCCCCAGCCUUGGGGCAACUGCCGGGCGGAAAGCCAGCUCAGAGAGCCUGAGCUUCAAGGCUACUCAGCCUAUAGUGUGUCUGCCUGCCGACUGCGCUGUGAGAAGGAGGCCGUGCUUCAGCGCUGCCACUGCCGGAUGGUGCACAUGCCAGGCAACGAGACCAUCUGCCCACCAAAUACCUACAUUGAAUGUGCCGACCACACCCUGGACUCCCUGGGUGGGGGCUCUGAGGGUCCAUGCUUCUGCCCCACACCCUGCAACCUGACACGUUAUGGCAAAGAGAUCUCCAUGGUGAAGAUCCCCAACAGGGGCUCAGCCAGGUACCUGGCGAGGAAGUACAACCGCAAUGAGACCUACAUAAGAGAGAACUUCUUGGUCCUGGAUGUCUUUUUCGAGGCCCUAACUUCUGAAGCCAUGGAACAGCGAGCCGCCUAUGGCCUGUCAGCCCUGCUGGGGGACCUUGGGGGACAGAUGGGCCUAUUCAUUGGGGCUAGCAUCCUCACCUUGCUGGAGAUCCUUGACUAUAUCUAUGAGGUCUCCUGGGAUCGGCUCAAGAGGGUGUGGCGACGGCCCAAAACCCCACUGCGGACAUCCACCGGAGGCAUCUCCACUUUGGGGCUGCAGGAGCUGAAGGAACAGAGUCCUUGUCUAAGCCGGGGCCGUGCAGAGGGUGGGGGUGCUAGUAGCCUGCUUCCCAACCAUCACCACCCCCACGGCCCUCCAGGAAGCCUCUUUGAAGACUUUGCUUGCUAGGAUGGUGCUGUGUGGGGAAAGUAACCAUGAAACUGGGACUCUACGCAGACCCCACACAUCUCCUAUUCCUGGGACAGGUCGGGCAGCCCAGGGCUAAGGGAAGGGGCGGUGCUCAUCGAGAGGCCAGGACUAGGGUCCUGCUCUCCCUGCCCCGGCUGGCUCAGCAGCCCUGCACAAGGGUCCUUCUUGUCUACACUCCCUGCUCCCAGGCAGGGGGUCAGGAAGAGCUGGAGACCAGACUGGAAGCCGCUGAGGAGGGGAGGGAGGAAGAGGGGGAAGGCAGAACCCUGGCAGAGCCCCUCUGUACAUUUGUAUAUAGUUAGGGACUGGGUGGGGGUGGGACACAGACAUAGAAGGGUGGGGCUGCAGGGGAGGGUGACACAGGAUAGUCAGGGUCCCAGCCCUAAUGGCAGAAGCAAAUCCUUGGGCCCCAGGCAUGCUGGGCUGGCUCUACUUCCCUUUCCAGGCCCAGCUCCCUCUUGGCAGGGGGAGUGGGUAGCCCAGCAGGCCUGGCCCAGCUCCCAGUUCCCCCUGUACCAGCCCCACCACAAGUUCCCUUCAUGGGGAGUGGGUGGAAAGACCUUUCAGACCUUGGCUGAGCCUAGGGGGAGGGGGAGCAGCCUUCUCAGGCCUUGCCCCCUAGAGACUGGUUUUAUAAAGUGCUGGAGAAAUUGGGAAUAAAGAGGCACAAAGAA